Molecule: messenger RNA, 1995 nt
Organism: Aphidius gifuensis
Lineage: Eukaryota; Metazoa; Arthropoda; Insecta; Hymenoptera; Braconidae
Gene: Arpc2
Product: probable actin-related protein 2/3 complex subunit 2
Exons: 7
Coding region: 289-1206 (305 amino acids)
Biological process (GO): actin filament polymerization; Arp2/3 complex-mediated actin nucleation
Cellular component (GO): Arp2/3 protein complex; actin cytoskeleton
Molecular function (GO): actin filament binding; structural constituent of cytoskeleton
Source: RefSeq, a predicted model, not a curated record
AAUCUUGGCUUUAUUAUAAAAAAAAAAAAACAUUAUAUCCAUAAUAAUAAUAAUAAAAAUAUAGUUAAUAAUAAUAAAAGAAAUAAAAAAAAAUUAUCGGAAACAGCGGUGUGUGUGUGAGUCAACCACAGUGGAACAAUUUCUUAUAAAAAUAUAGGUAAAGUCUCUCUCUCUCUCUCUCCCUGAGUGUCUCUCUGUGUGGUAGUAUUAUUAAUGGUGACAGCAAUCACAUUGCAAUUGUUAAAUAUUAUUAUUAUUGUUACCUAUUAAUAAUUAGUAAAAUUAAAAAUGAUUCUUCUCGAGAUAAAUAAUAGAAUACUAGAAGAAACAUUAACAACAAAAAUUAAAAAUUCUUUAUCAGGCCACAAACAUGAAUCUACUGAUGUUACUAUUGCUGAUUUUGAUGGAGCAUUAUUUCAUGUCUCAAAUCCAAAUGGAGACAAAGCUAAAAUUAGGAUAAGUAUUUCACUCAAGUUUUAUGAACAAUUGAGAGAAUAUGGAGCUGAUGAUUUGCUCAAAAGAGAAUAUGGCCCUUAUCUAACUGAACCAGAAAGUGGAUACAAUACAUCUGUGCAAAUAGAUCUUGAAAAUGUACCAAAUGAUUGGGAAUCACUUGUUAAAAAAAUUGGAUUAUUAAAGAGGCAUUGUUUUGCAAGUGUUUUUGAAAAAUAUUUUGAUUUUCAAGAACAAUACAGUGAUUCACCAGAACAAUGUGGUAAAAGAGCAGUUAUACAUUAUCGUGAUCAAGAAACAAUAUAUGUCGAGGCUAAAAGUGAUCGUGUAACAGUUGUAUUUAGUACGAUAUUCAAGGAUGAAGAUGAUAUGGUUAUUGGUAAAAUGUUUUUGCAAGAAUUAAAAGAAGGAAGAAGAGCAAGUCAUACUGCACCACAAGUACUAUUUAAUCAUCGAGAACCACCACUUGAAUUACAAGAUUGUGAUGCUGCUGUUGGUGAUAGUAUUGGAUACAUAACAUUUGUUUUGUUUCCAAGACAUACAAACAGAGAAGCAAGAAAUAAUACAAUUGAUUUAAUUCACAUGUUCAGAAAUUAUUUGCAUUAUCAUAUUAAAUGCAGUAAAGUUUAUAUUCACUCAAGAAUGCGUACAAAAACAACUGAUUUUUUAAAAGUUCUUAAUCGUGCACGUUCACAAUCAAAAAGUACAGAAAAGAAAACAAUAACGGGUCGUACAUUUAUAAGAAAAGAAUGAACAAAAAUAAAAAGUCAAAUAAAUAAAUAAACAGAAAAAUUAAUAAUAAUUAUUAAUACGCUCCAUUUUGCGUUAAUAAAACUAAAUUAUUUUAUUUGGCAAAUGAUUUAUUAUUUAAAAUUAAUCAAAGAAAUUUAUUGUUUUUUUUUUUUUCUAAUUUUCAUGUCGCUCAUAGAGGUAAUAGGCUAAAAACUAUAAUUACCUUUAAAAUUUUACAAAUAUAAUUUGAAUUAAUAAAAUAAAUACGUAACAUGAAAAAAUUUAAAAACAACAUACGUAAAAUUAAUUAAAUAGCUGUCAGCGAUACAGGCUGUCGAUUAAGUUAAUAUUAAUUUACACAAUAAUGAGAUCACACUGUACUUACAGAAUCACAAUCGUACAUUCGAUAUAAAAUUACGAAAAAAUUAUUAAUACAAAAUUUUAUAUAGCUAAAAUAAUAAUUGAUUAAAAAUUGUGCCAGAAAUUAAAUUUAAAAAAUAAUUACUCCAAUUUUUAUAAAUCAAUUUCUUCGAAUUUACUAGUUUCUAAAUAAAAAAACCAAUACAAUAUAUUUUAGACACCUCAAAUCAGUAUUGUUAAAACUGCAUUUCCACAUAAAAAUAUUUAUAAUUAUUUAAAUCAUUUUGUUUAUAAUAAUAGCUAGUUGACUAAUUGUUUUUUUUUUUCUUUUUUUCUACACAUUUUUUUAAAAAUAUGAAUCAAUUGAAUCAAUGUGAUUCUUGUGAUCAAAUAAUUGCUUCCAAUCCUGUAUCGUGUUGAUAUAAAAUAAACCUGCAAAAACUAAUUCCA